ACCUCGCCCUUCACUUACAAUCGCUCGGCCCCAAAUCGACGAUCGGCCUCGUCUACCGGUACCCUAUCCAUGCAUUGAAUCGCGGAAAGUUUUUCGGGCGAGAGGGUGGGGAUUCCGUUACUGGUAUCAUUAUCCCCUGCUCUAGUUUCUGAGAUCUGCGUCCUCCACGGCCGCGCCGUUGCACAGCGUGGUGGUGGUGGUGAACGCCAUCGGUUUCCCGAACAGCGAAGCGUGAACUGUCCAAUGGAGUCUGGGUUUGCUCACAGGCCGUCCUUGCAUAAGGCCAGUGAGCAGGGCGCGGACUGAUUCUCCUCUUUUUUUCUUGCUAGGGGGUGUGGUGCUGAUUUGAUGCCAAACCAACUACAUUUUCGGUUUGUUCCUUGUUUGUCUGCCUUCUGUUUUUUUUGGCCCUGCUUAGAAAUUACAACUCCCAGGGGUAUGGUGUCAACCCUGGGUACAGAGAGAGCUCAUGGCAUUAAUCUCCCGUUAGCCUACGGAGCUGGAAGGGAGUAUGAUACUCGCAAGAGGUUCGCGGGGUAUGGGGGCGGAUAACCUCGGCCCGAACCGUGCACGGCCAACCAAGGGUUUGCUUUUUUAGUCAGUGAAUCGAGGCGUAUGUUUGAACUUCAAGCCACCCUCCGAUUUCCCCUCUUUCUUUUCUUUUAUCCCAUCGUCACUAAGAUUACCUGUGCCGGUAAUUUCGAGGUGUUUUUAAAGGAGACUGCUACUGCAUACAUGUGCAGUGCCACUAAAACCCGGGCCUUUUUUUCCUGGAUCUGAGUGGUGCAAUAGGGACUUUGCGAAAAGACUCUGGAUGUGGGUCAAACAGGGUUCUGGGCCAAUUAGAUCGCUAGAAUUUGACUCUGGAUGCGAAAUCGCAAAGUCUCUAAUAACGGUUCGACACUACUCGAGUACGAGUAGUUUACUGACAUGAGCGCUGGUACCGGUAUUGGAUUUGUCAUAUCCUGCCCUCCAUCUUCAAUUCCAACUUCCUAAUUCACGAGUUUUGCUCUGGAUCCUUGGCAUGUUCCUCGAAAAACUUUAAUCAACUUUCUUUUGGUUAGCGUUGGAGGAAUGCUUCGGUUUAACUGCCUGUGCUAAGUCCGAAUAGACUUUGGGAUGACUCCCGGAUGACUUAACAAACGGGUUAUCAUCCGAGUCCGACCACUCGAUUUAGAUGAGUCUAAAUUCCAACGUGGGAAAAUACUCGGGUACUCGUAUUGUCGGAGCGCUUUUGAGAAGAGCUGCUCUGCGUUCCACCCAUAUCCACCCAAAAGGGCCAAUUUUUGGUGAUAUGCAAUAGCAGUCCUUUUUAAAAACACCGAGACAUUACAAGUAUUCUAUCCCGGGGUUCUUACAGAAAAGUUUAAAACUGCCGUGCUUCGGCACUGGCGCCUGAUAGAGAAAGAUGGUGCUGAAGUUGGAAAUAACUGCUGGUAUCAUAUUACUCCCCGCUUCGACUCUCCCUUUCCCUCUAUCAAAAAAAACGGGGAUCGCCAAGUGACAUUUUGGCAACAUACAGUAUUAUGAUAGACUUGUCUCUGGAUAACCCAGCAGAGGAUCUCAGGGAUAUGAUAGGUUCAAAAAAACAUGGUCAUAUCUCCGCUGUAGCCUGUUUGCUCUAGGCUUUCACAAUUGACGCUAGGAAGGUGGGUUCGGCGGCAUCAAAGGGGGGGGGGCAAAAAAAAAAAAUAGACCUUCGGUGGAAAUAAGGGAAGCUAGUGAGAGGAGCCUGCCCUAUGUGCCGCUUACCCGGGAGCUCUUCCAUACAUAAAUCGAUUAGCCAUCCGCUCCUGUCUCAUGCCUUUGACCUGCAAAGCAUCCGUUGAUCAAAAAGAUGGCAGACCCGGGUCUCGAAAGAACUAUUUCCACACGAACAUUCCAUGGUGAGGAAGCUUGGGCAACCGAUUACUCGGAACCUCUGCCCGUGGAGGCCAUGCAAAUAGGAGGGAUUGUUGAACAGGAUAAACAUGUUAUUUAUUGGGAGCCAGGUGAUCCUGAAAAUCCUCACAAUUGGUCAAGUGCAUGUGUUUUCUUGAAAUCCCUUUGCUCUACUGAUAUGUGCGACUAACGAUACUAGGGUAAGAAAUGGAUUGCCUCUAUAGUUGGUAUAAUAACAGUUUCAAACUCAACAUUUGCAUCAUCGCUCCCUUCCGGUGCUGCGUCGUACAUAAGGAAGGAUUUAGAUAUUACCAGCCCGGAAAUCACUUCUUUGACCAUUUCGAUUUUUCUGAUUGGCUAUGUUGUUGGUCCCAUAUUCUUCGCCCCAGUCAGUGAAUUCUAUGGCCGGCGGUGGGUGUCCAUUAUUGCGUUCUCUUGGUACACUGCCAUGAGUAUUGGUUGCGCCCUUGCGCCGAAUAUUGGUGCGCUACUGGCAUUUCGGUUUCUGACGGGUAUUGGGGCGAGUGCUCCCUUAAGCGUCGCUGUUGCCCAAUUGGCGGAUCUUUGGGAUGACCCCGUUAAGCGGGGGAGACGUACAUCACCGUUUUCUUCCAUAUUAUCAUCUGCAGGAUACUGACUCGGGGAAAACAUAGUGGUGGCUGUAUUUUGUGCCUGCACAAUGAUAGGGCCAACUCUCGCGCCGUUCAUCAGUGGCUACAUUUCAGGGACGGAACUAGGUUGGAGGAUGGUAUUUUGGGUCGGCGUCAUAACAGCUGCAAUAUCCUUCAUCCCUCUAAUAUUAUUCUGCCCAGAAACCUAUGCUCCUAUUAUCCUCCUCCGCCGUGCCCGGAAGAUUCGCGCAGAGGGCGAUAUACACGCAGUGGCGCAACUCGAACUCGACGGGCGCAGCCUAAAAAGUAUCUUUGCCACCACCCUAACAAGGCCCUUCCGCAUGUUCUGGCAAGAGAGCAUCGUCUUCUUCACCAGUAUAUUCCUAAGCCUCCUCUACGGCACAUUCUACCUCUCCUUCCAAUCCUUCCCAAUGAUCUACCAAGACAUCUAUGGCUUCUCGCCUGGUACUGCUGGCCUCUUCUUCCUUCCCCUAGCGGUGGGAGCCGUCCUCGCCUGCGCGGCGGGUAUAUGCUGGGACUCUUACUGUCACCGGAAACAAAAGCAAAACCCCAGCGUGCUCUUAUCCCCCGAAUUCCACCGGCUUCCCAUUGGCGUCCUCGGUGGCCUGGCGUACUCCCUGGGCCUCUUCUGGCAAGCGUGGACCGCGCGUCCAGGUGUUCACUAUAUUGUCCCUGCCCUCUCGGGCAUCCCUUUCGGGUUCGGCUUCUGCACCGUUUUCCUGGCGUGUAUGAAUUACCUCACCGACGCCUAUGAGAUCUAUGCUGCGAGCGCUAUGGCCGCAGCGAGUAUGUGUCGGUCACUCCUCGGUGCGGCGUUCCCACUGUUCUCCAGGAUUAUGUAUGACCGGUUGACGAUCCCAUGGGCAUCGAGCCUUUUGGCGUUCGCGGGAUUGGGGAUGUCAUUUAUCCCGAUUUUGUUUAUUCGAUAUGGUUAAUUUUCUCCUCCCCCUUGUCUAUCUAACUUAUAGUGGGUAUAGUGGGCUGAUUGCUGCUCGAACAGGGGAGAAAAUCCGCGCUCGAUCAAAGUUUUGUCAAUUCCUACUAGAGCGGAAGAGGAACCAACUUGAGGAGGAAAAAGUUCGCGAGGCUUCCAGAGCGGCAUCGAGGGCUCCGUCCUUCAAGGAGUUGGCUUUGGAGAAGCAGCCUGUCUAGCUGUCUAUCAUUUUCACUUCCUUCCUUCCCUCCACCCUUACAGUAUCGUUCACGUUUUGAUUAUUUCCAUUCCUUGUGAUCUGCAUCGCUUCUCCCACUCACGGUAUUUGGCGCUCGGGUUGGUCCUAUUUCCAGAAUAUCAUAUGCAUGACGGCAUAGCUUAACUUAAAUGGGGGGGGUUUUGGGUUUAGUGAAAAGUCGGGAUUGUUUAUUAUUGUUAUCAUCAUCACCAACGCAUGCAUGCAAUUAUUUACGCUAUAUCAUGGUAUACGUUACAGGUAGAGGCUUAUGUUCUCGUGAACACGUCAGAAAUACCGCGGGAAUUCCUCUACUGCAUUCUUUUCUUUCUUUCUUUGUUUUUUUUUUUUCCAUGCUGCUAAUAGUUAUAGCUGUGACGACAAUAAUAAUAAAAGAUAAUUAUAUAUUUGAACAGUGGUGUGUUUGGCGCGCCACAAAUACCACAGUUCUAUUAUCAUGAUAACGAAUUAGACAAGCUUUUCCGGUCAAUCAAUCCCAUACAGAGAGUUAAAUUCCCUCAGCCGCCAACCGCACAAGGAUAGAAAUUAUUGGCAGAAGCGGGAAUGGAAGAUUCCAAAGGGAGAGAGAUUACAGGCAACCGCCGAACAACCGCGUCUCGGGACAAAUUUCCACUUCCAGGAGCGAAAUAGCCGAAUAUUUUCCAAACCGGCAGGUGCCGAACAAGGCUGCCUUCUGAAAAUUUCCAGAGGGUCCAGUACCGUGGAUGAAAUGCACGGAAUAUCACUCGAGUCUUAGGUUCUGUGAAACCCGUACUGGGAUGGCGAACAUAUCAUACCCGAGCACAGCACUAGUCCUAGGCCAUAGCGUACCUGAAAACAGGGAUCGAAGAAAGGCCAAUACGAGUACCGGUAAUAUCUGAGUCACCGUACAAAACAAAAUAUCCUUGUAUUAUACCCCCCCCUGUUUCCAGGUCCUGUACCUGCGGCCCGG
Molecule: messenger RNA, 4634 nt
Organism: Tuber aestivum (summer truffle)
Lineage: Eukaryota; Fungi; Ascomycota; Pezizomycetes; Pezizales; Tuberaceae
Source: the annotation of a GenBank genome assembly